Messenger RNA from Echinops telfairi (small Madagascar hedgehog), 1603 nucleotides. It is a transcript of the gene NFATC2IP, whose product is annotated as nuclear factor of activated T cells 2 interacting protein. Bases 1 to 924 code for a protein of 307 amino acids. Gene Ontology annotation, molecular function: protein binding. The record is from RefSeq and is a predicted model, not a curated record. The transcript has 9 exons. Gene Ontology annotation, biological process: cytokine production; positive regulation of transcription by RNA polymerase II. NCBI's taxonomy places the organism in Eukaryota, Metazoa, Chordata, Mammalia, Afrosoricida, Tenrecidae.
AUGCGGGCCCGGGUUCUUGGGUCGGAGACUUGCCGGACCGUCCCGCCUGCGCAGGUAAAAAGCAGUCUCCACCUUCUCCCAGAUCACCUGUCCCUCCUGAAACAGUGCCCCCCUGAUUUUGAGGAUGACUUGGCAGAUUCCAGCCCUUCCCGACCCGAGUCUCCCUCAUUUCCAAGCCUUCCCUGGAAGAAGAAGCUGCGGGGUAAGGAUGAAGAAGAGGAGAAGAAGCAGGAGGUGAUUCUGGUGCAGGACUUGCCUCCUUUGCCCUUGCCUCCACCAAGGAUCAAAAGCAGGAAGCAUACGAGGGCCCUGCAGAAGUUAAGGGAAGUGAAUCAGCGCCUCCAAGAUCUUCGCUCCUGCCUGACCCCCGCGGAGCACCUGCGCAGAGGCCGCCAGAGCCCGGAGGAUGACGUGGUUCUGGUGGAAGGGCCCUUCUUCCCAGAGAGCCCUCGCCUCUUCCCACUCAAAAUCCGGUGCCGGGCGGACUUGGUCCGAUUCCCCGUGCAGACAUCGGAGCCCCUGCAGAGUGUGGUGGACCACAUGGCUGCUCGCCUCGGGGUCUCCCCAAGCAGGAUCCUCUUGCUUUUCGGAGAGACAGAGCUGUCCCCUACCGCCACGCCAAGGACCCUGAAGCUUGGAGUGGCUGACAUCAUUGACUGUGUGGUGCUGGCAAGUUCUCCGGAGUCCUCGACGCCCUCCCAGCAGCUCCAGCUCCGGGUGCAGGGGAAGGAGAAACACCAGACGCUGGAAGUCUCGCUCUCUCCGGACUCGCCUCUCAAGACCCUCAUGACCCACUACCAGGAGGCCAUGGGGCUCUCAGGAAGCAAGCUCACUUUCUUCUUUGAUGGGACGAAGCUUUCAGGGAAGGAGCUGCCGGCUGAUCUGGGCAUGGAAUCCGGGGACCUCAUUGAAGUCUGGGGCUGAAACACCUCUCCCUGGGGCGGGCAGUGGGGGUCAGCAUGGACUCAGGGAGAAUGUUGACCCCUUUCUCCAAGCCCACAGGAGCUAGCUGACUCAGGUAGCAGGCCUCUUAAUUAUGGCAACCUUGGGCUUUCUCUCCCAUUGACCCGUCCACUACCUGGUUAGUUGUGUGGCAUUGUCCCUGCCCUGGGUGCAUGACAAUUCCAGCCCCCUCCAUCGCCCCUCUCCCCAUUUCCUCCAUUGAAAUGUCUUCUCUGAUACUCUGCUUAGGUUAAAUAAGGGUUGAGUGUGGGAUUCCACACCUGGAGUUUACGCCACGUCUGGGCCAGCAAUGGCUCCUCUCAUCUUGGGAACACGGGGGCUCUGGCUCACAGGAGCACCAGUAGCCAAGCUCACCCAGGGACUCGCAGACAGUUGGCUCUUGAAGGAUGAGGCUAGUGGCUUCUCAUCCUGAUUUCUUAUCCUCACCCAGAUAAACCUUCUUCCAGCAGCUCUUCCUGGGGUGCCCUUCCUGGUACCGUCCUAUUAAGGCAUAACUGAGCAAAUGGCAGCUUUUUCUGGGACGGGUGAGAUCACAAUCUCUGGAUUGGUGGCUUUCUCCCCACUCGCCCCGCUCCCAUAACUGCCCACCUUAUAUAUUUGUUUACAUAUCUUCGGAGAUAAAUAUAUCUAUGAAAAACAA